Effrenium voratum is the source of this 1818-nucleotide messenger RNA. Lineage: Eukaryota; Dinophyceae; Suessiales; Symbiodiniaceae. The record is from the annotation of a GenBank genome assembly.
AUGCAGGAUGAUCCGGAAUGGCAGAUGGUGGGCUUUUGCCCCAAAAACAAGGACCCUGGAUUCGGAGAAUACGUGGGCCAGGUGAAGCAGAUCUUGCAGAAUGGUUGCGGCUUCAUUGAGUGCAACGAGGUGAAGGAGCUCUACGACCAAGAUGCAUAUGUCCACAGUACCGUCAUGGAACAAUGUGGGCUGAUGCCUGGCGAUGAGGUCUGCUUCAAUGUGCACGUCAGCGCUGCUGGUCGACCACAGGUGUCUGCCCCAUGCUGGAAGAAGAAGCGCGGCGUGAAGCGCCUUCGGGAGCCCUUCCUCCAAGAGCCCCAGGCAUACGGCUCCAAAGGAACAAGCUGGGCUGGCAAAGGCGGUGCCAAAGGCAGUUCAUGGCCGCGUUCUGUCGGGGAAAUGCUGAAGGCUCGACGGAUAGACAGCUGGGCCAGCCCUGCGAUGAGUGGCUGCAUCGGCCAGCCCGUGAAGGGCGCUGGCGCCAUUCCGGGCAGGGCUAUGCAGCUGGUAGCUGCUGGCCAAGGCAAUGCCGACGAGUUCCUGAUUGGUGCCGUGAAAAGGGUAGAUCACGCUAAGAACUUUAGUCUCAUCGCUUGCCCAGAAACUGGGUACGAUGCGGAUGUGUACGUACCUCACACGGUUGCCAGCCCCCAGGCCUUUGAGGUUGGUGACGCCGUGGCCUUCACCUUCACGCUGAAUCUCAGAGGCUUGCCCCAGGCGCUUUGCAUUUACAAGAUGGUGGGCUUUGCGUCUGGCAAUCUGCCACACUUCCCCGCACAUCAAGGAAGAUUGUCAAGACUCUUGCCCAAUGGCAGUGGAUUCGUGGACUGUCCAGAAGCCAGCGCUGCAUAUGGUCGGGAUGUCUAUGUCCAUGCCUCCGUGGUUGCACAGUGUGGCUUGCAAGAGCAGGACCCGAUCGCUUUUGAUGUUCACAUCAACAAGGACGGCAAUCCUCAGGUCUCCGCGCCAUGCUGGCUUCAAGUGAGCUUCGAUAGUGGCCAGGCCCCGCAAAGCUGGGCUCCAAUCAGCAGGUUGCCUGUGCCGGCUAUAAGUGCGGGCGGCAAAGGCGGUGGUCCAAAGGUGACCCUGUCGAAGGGCGGCACUGUGCGUGCCGAAGCCCCCGCUGGUGCAGGCCCUCGCACUUGGAGCUCUGCACCAGGCGCCCCAAGAACCUGGAGCUUGGCUCCGAGGAGCUCUCCGGGCGCGCCCGCGCCCAAUGGGGGCAGCGGCCGAGACACUUGGGGAGCCAAGGCAUCCGCGACUCAAGUGGAUGAGCUGGAUAUUGAUUGGCUGCCGGAGGGUUUCCACGCAGGCCGUGUUUGUCUCGUCGAGUUGGACAAAAAUGUCUCAUUGGUAAGAUGUCCGGCAUCGAACUUCUCACGCGAGGUCUACGUGCACCAGUCGGUGGCGGAGCCUAACGCGCUGAGCAUCAACGACGUGGUUUGCUUCAAGGUUCACAUGAACAGAAACAACCUGCCACAGGCUUCUGCACCAUUCUGGAAACGCUUGGGCGCCGACUCCAGCGAUGGCAUUGUUCGCUUUGGGGAGUUCCAGGGCUUGAUCAUCAGGGACGGCGACACCAUCACUGUGGACUGUCCGGAAGUGAUGCAGCUGCACGGCAGGGACGCAGUGAUGCCCGAGGACGUGUUCCAGUUGUGCGAGCUGGUGGAGGGAAACUUCAUUUGCUUUGACGUGACUGUGAAUCAUGGCGGUGACCCGGAGGUCUUGCCUCCAUGUUGGAUUUGUUGCUCCUCGGAAAAGUGGGUCAGAGACCUUGUGAGCAAGGGGCACCAGACGGAGGACGCACGCCGCGUGUGA